AUGAGCGACGGAGAGUCUGAACUCACGGAAUUGGACUUUGAAGACGGCGAAGACUAUGCCCCGAGCGGCCAGUCGAAAGGCAAAGGGAAGGUCAUUGACCUGGACGACUACAAAAUCCAUGGGGCCCUCAAGGUCCCUCGCGCCGCGACGUUCACAUGCCAGCACUUGCAUCAACAAAUCCACGGCGGAGACAUUAAUUUGCAACCGGAGUACCAGCGCGAUGCGCGAACAUGUGCUGAACCUCCGCCAGGUCUCAUAGACUCGAUCUUCCGCAACUACUACAUCCCUCCAGUCAUCUUCGUGGUCCACAGCUCAGAUGACGGAGGAGAGCGGCGGACUUGCGUAGAUGGCAAACAGAGGUUGACGUCAAUACAUAGGUGUGUCACAGUAAGCGCACAUCUAUGCCUCAGUAUAUCGAACGUCAAAUUCGUGUUCAAAGAUAUCGGCAUGGUUAAGAAUUCGAAAGUACUCCCUGAACGAUACCAGAAGCUAUUCAUGACCAAGCAAGUCGUUUGCAUGGAGUAUUCUGACAUUACCGAGGAAAACGAAAGGGAAAUUUUCCAGAGAGUGCAACUCGGCAUGGCGCUAACACCUGCAGAGAAACUGCAGGCGAUAACCGGCGAACAGAAUCGCUUCGUGCGGAAAGUAAUGGACGAAUAUGUCGCCGAGAAACUAGCGGUCUACAUGGACUGGGAGACUGCCCGCGGAAACGACUUCCGAAUGACCGCAGUCGCCAUCUACUGCAUCCUGCUGUGGCCAGGGGUCACCUAUCCCACGGUCCCGGUCCUCGAGAAGUGGCUUAGGGACGAGACAGACAUCGCAGGAGAGCCAGACGAGCUGGAAGAAGUGAACGACGUCUUCAAGGUCUACUGUGCGCUCGCCCAGGACGAGAGGCUCAGCGCCUGCUUCCGACUGAAGAACGUGAAGAAGGUCGCACCGAUCGAGUUCGUCGCCGUCGCCCUCCUCAUCCACUCUCAGAUGCGCAAGAUGAGUCUCGCGCAGCUCUCGGCGGCCGUUACGGCGAUGCGGCAGGACAUUCGCAAGGACGAGAAGGACAUCAGGCAGAACACUCGAUGCAUGAAACUCCUUAUGUCGUGGAUUUUGAAGACCAAACCCAGCAGAUUUGACGUAGACCCUGCGAACAUCGUGGUGGCGUACGACGAGGUGCUCCCAGAGAAAGCGCAGUUGCUGUCGAAGAGCAAGACGAAAAAGGUCUCCACGACAACUUCGAAGUCUACAGUCAAGAGGAAAAGAUCCACUGCGGACCCGGGUGCGUCACAGUAA
Epithele typhae is the source of this 1284-nucleotide messenger RNA. RefSeq lists its product as uncharacterized. The record is from RefSeq and is a predicted model, not a curated record. The transcript is spliced from 8 exons. Lineage: Eukaryota; Fungi; Basidiomycota; Agaricomycetes; Polyporales; Epitheliaceae. The coding region runs from base 1 to 1284 and encodes 427 amino acids.